AUGGAGGAAUUGCAGACACUGGUACUCACCACUCUGGACCGUGACAAUGUCAUUGAGGACACCAAGAACCUCAAGUCCACUCAAGGCGAUGCAUUGGAUCAGCUUGCCGUCCUCGGCGUUCUCAACAGCUUGAAAUCGAAGGACAUGCUCGACUAUACUCCCCUUACCUAUGAGUACUGGCGUUUGACAGGCGAAGGUGAACAACUCGCCAAGGAGGGAAGCCACGAAGCUCGAGUUUUUGCUGCUAUUCCUGCCGGUGAGGAGGGCCUUGCUAUCAAGCAACUUCAGAGCAUCUUGGGUGCUACUGCCAAGAUCGGCCAGGGCAACGCCUUCAAGAAAAAGUGGAUUGCAAAGAAGGGCGAUAACUUGGUUCGAUGCGUCGAUACGAUUGAAGAUCAAACACAAAAGGAUCUGCAGCAAAUCCAAAGCACUGGUCAGCUCCAAGAUACUAAGACUCUCAAUGACCUCAAGAAACGUAAGCUUGUUGAGAAGCAAAAGACUACCUCAUACAAGGUGACCAAGGGCCCUGAAUUUGCACUUGAAGUCAAGAAGGAAGCCACUGAUAUUACAUAUGAGAUGUUGCAAAGUGGUGAAUGGAAGACCGCUACUUUCAAAAAGUACAACUUUGAUGCUGUUGGUGUUCCUCCUGCUGGUGGUCAUUUGCAUCCUCUCAUGAAAGUUCGUCAAGAGUUCCGUGAAAUCUUCUUUGAAAUGGGCUUCGAGGAAAUGGCAACCAACUGCUUUGCUGAAUCCAGUUUCUGGAACUUCGAUGCUCUCUUCCAGCCACAACAACAUCCUGCACGUGAUGCUCAUGAUACUUUCUUCUUGAAGGAUCCUGCUACCACUGAUCGUUUCCCUCGCGAUUUGAUGGAGAGAAUCAAGGUCACUCAUGAAAAUGGUGGUGAUACUGGAUCAACUGGUUACAACUAUGUCUGGAAGGAGGAGGAUGCUGGCAAGAUGUUGCUUCGUACACACACCACUGCUGUCAGCUCCAACAUGCUCUACAAGCUUGCUGAAAAGACAAAGGAGCUUGGUGAAUUCCGCCCUGCCAAGUACUUCUCCAUUGAUCGUGUCUUCCGAAAUGAAACUGUGGAUGCUACCCAUUUGGCCGAGUUUCACCAAAUUGAAGGUGUCAUUGCCGAUAAGAACCUUACUCUCGGUGAUUUGAUUGGUUUCAUGGACGUCUUUUUCAAAAAGAUGGGUAUGGAAAAGAUUCGCUUCAAGCCCACAUACAACCCUUAUACCGAACCUAGUAUGGAGAUCUUCUCUUAUCACAAGGGAUUGAAGAAGUGGGUUGAAAUUGGCAAUUCGGGUAUGUUCAGACCAGAAAUGCUUUUGCCUCUCGGUUUGCCACCAGAUGUUCGUGUCAUUGCAUGGGGUUUGGGUCUCGAGCGUCCUACUAUGAUCAAGUAUGGCAUCUCCAAUAUUCGUGAUUUGCUUGGCCACAAGGUCAAGAUUGACAUGAUCAAGGAAUACCCUAUUUGCCGCCUCGACAAGAAGAUGGGCAAGGAGUUGGCUGGCAUCAACGACGAUGAAGAAUAG
This is a messenger RNA of Lichtheimia ornata, 1542 nucleotides long. RefSeq names its product phenylalanine-tRNA ligase, alpha subunit. Gene Ontology annotation, molecular function: ATP binding; tRNA binding; phenylalanine-tRNA ligase activity. Gene Ontology annotation, cellular component: cytoplasm; phenylalanine-tRNA ligase complex; cytosol. Gene Ontology annotation, biological process: phenylalanyl-tRNA aminoacylation. The transcript is spliced from 7 exons. Lineage: Eukaryota; Fungi; Mucoromycota; Mucoromycetes; Mucorales; Lichtheimiaceae. The record is from RefSeq and is a predicted model, not a curated record. The coding region runs from base 1 to 1542 and encodes 513 amino acids.